AUGACGGACGACGAGCUCAUCGCGUCGGGAACGAUCAUGGACGCCACACGGCUCGCCGCGGUCUGCGCCAAGAUCGACGAGUACGCCGCCGGGGGAGCGCCCAUGAGCGGCAACAGAAUCUCGGCCAUCUGCGCUAUGAUCGACGACGGCGCCGCCGCUCCCAAGCACCGCAGGAAUAUGAGGCGGCGGCGGCUGUGCGUGGACAGCACCCGCAGCUACAAGCAGAUAGGCGAGAUCGGCAAUGGCAGUUUCGGCGCCGUCAUCAAGGCACGCCACCGCAAGACCGGUCUGACCGUCGCCAUUAAGAAAUUCCGAAGGCGAGGAGAUGGCAAGAAAUCCCCCGACGUCCGCAAAGUGCUGCGGGAGGCCUGCUUCCUGGCGGCAUGCGGCGGCCACCCCAACCUCGUCGGGCUCCACGCCGUGGCACGCGACCCGUGCACCAAGGAGUACUCCGUCGUCAUGGAAUACGUCGGGCCGAGCCUGCGCCACGCCCUGAAGGAGCACCUGCGCGUCCACGGCGCCCCGUUCCCGGAGGCCGACGUGCGCCGGGUCAUGAGGCAGCUCCUGACCGGCGCCGAGGCGAUGCACUCGCGCCGCAUCAUCCAUAGUCCCUGCUUCGGAGGUAGGCGCCCGCGCCACGGAGUCGUCGACACAGAUAGCAUGGUCUAUCGUGCUGGUGCUGAAAAGUGUCUGGGCAUUUUUGAGGAAGAUGGCAUUGCCAUUAAUCAGGUUGCCCCACCAAUUGUUUCUAAGAUAAACUGGCAUUAA
Molecule: messenger RNA, 768 nt
Organism: Miscanthus lutarioriparius
Lineage: Eukaryota; Viridiplantae; Streptophyta; Magnoliopsida; Poales; Poaceae
Source: the annotation of a GenBank genome assembly